Molecule: messenger RNA, 3920 nt
Organism: Dunckerocampus dactyliophorus (ringed pipefish)
Lineage: Eukaryota; Metazoa; Chordata; Actinopteri; Syngnathiformes; Syngnathidae
Gene: rlim
Product: ring finger protein, LIM domain interacting
Exons: 4
Coding region: 190-2088 (632 amino acids)
Biological process (GO): protein ubiquitination; ubiquitin-dependent protein catabolic process; random inactivation of X chromosome
Cellular component (GO): cytoplasm; nucleoplasm
Molecular function (GO): ubiquitin protein ligase activity
Source: RefSeq, a predicted model, not a curated record
AUCGAAGCGUUCCCUACAGAAACAAAAUGGAUUCCUGAAACUACACUUAGCUGAACAUUCGAGCGUUUUUAAAGGUUACGGGACUAACAACUUGGCCUUGUGAGCCUAUAUUUACUCACAUCACCGAACAGCAUCUAGAUCUUAUUGGGGACUGGAGCAUAUCCUUCGACCUCUUCCCCUUCUGAACCAAUGGAAGGGUCCGACAGUUCAGAGCAGAGCAGCAGUGACCAGCCUGAGUCACAGCGCAGGCGGCAGCUGGAUCGUCUGGACCGAGAGGAAGCCUUCUACCAGUUUGUCAACAAUCUUAGUGAUGAGGACUAUCGUCUCAUGAGAGACAACAAUCUGUUGGGAACCCCAGGAGAAGCAACAGAGGACGAGCUGUUUAGUAGACUUCAUCAUAUUAAAAAUGGCGCAGAGCAGCAGACUAACACCCCCAGGACUGAAAAUGGAGAAGAUCCAGGGGAGCAACCUGAAACCUCAGAGGAUCCUGCUAAUGGAGACAGUCUCCUUGAAUGGCUAAAUACAGUGAGGCGCACAGGCAACACAACCAGAACUGGUCAUCGUGGAAACCAGUCAUGGCGGGCAGUUAGUCAGACCAACCCAAACAGUGGAGACUUUCGCUUCAGCCUGGAAAUCAGUGUGAACCGCAACCUAGCUGAGCAGCAGGCAGCUGCCGAAGGAGAGCAACAAACUGCUGAGUCUCAAGCAGUGGAGGAAAAUCCUGACACGCAGGUUCUUAUGGAGACAGGAGUGGUAGAAGAACCAGUUGUUGAGGAGAUGGCGGUCAUAGUAGAACCUGAGCCUGAACGGGAAGAGGUUGUUUCAGAUGAGACACUUGGAGAAGUUCCCAGCUCACCAGCUGUUGUGCCAGUUCCACCCACACUUUCUCCUUCUCCACGUAGAGGGCACAGGAGGGCUCGUAGUCGCAGUUCUGAGCCAUGCAGGACCAGGGCUCGUACAGCCAGGAGUCGCUCCCCUCUUCGUUUAGAUGAGCUGGAAGAGCUCCCAAGUCCACGUUUUGCCCAAAUGUCUGAAGGCCCCAGCACAGAGAUUAGUGCUCCACCUGCGCCUCAAGUUGAGGGUAGUUCUCGGACUCGACAACAUGUUCUUUCUAGACAAAGUGCUCCUGAGAGCGACAUUCAGCAGCCCAGUGUUGAAACUGAGCAAAGCCCCGAGACCCCAAACGUCACACCUCAUGAAGGAGAAACCGGAGCCGAAGGUGGUGCAGCUGGACGACGGCCGCCGACUAUAAUGCUGGAUCUCCAGGUGCGUCGUGUGCGUCCCGGUGAGUAUCGCCAAAGAGACAGCAUUGCCAGUCGCACCCGUUCACGAUCACAGAACUCAAAUAACACGUUUCUUUAUGAAAGCGAGCGUGGUGGAUUUCGUAGGACUUUCUCGCGCUCAGAACGCGCUGGUGUCCGGACCUACGUCAGCACAAUUCGUAUCCCUAUUCGCAGAAUUUCAGAUGCAGGUUUGGGUGAGGCGACCUCAAUGGCUCUCCAGUCUAUGAUUCGACAGAUCAUGACAGGCUUUGGUGAACUUGGAUACCUCAUGGAUUCAGACUCAGAUUCUUCCGAUUCCAACCGCGGAGUCCAUGUGCCAAUGUCUGAAACCCCCAAUAACCCAGAGGGCACCACUCCUCCUGCUGCUGAUGAACCACCCGCAGCUGCUGGUGUCAGAGUCGAGACUCUUGAGAUUGAUGCAGAUGAGGGUCUUGCUGUUGCUCCGCCGGCCUCUGGUGCCAGGGCUCGACCCAGUCCCCCCCUCAGCCUUGAGGAGCCCAGCUCAUUACCCCUUCUCCGACUAGCUCACUUCUUCCUAUUAAAUGAUGAAGAUGAGGACCAGCCCCAAGGGCUGACCAAAGAACAGAUUGACAACCUUGCCAUGCGCAACUUUGGCGAGAGUGAUGCCUUGAAGACUUGCAGUGUCUGUAUAACAGAGUAUGCAGAAGGAAACAAGCUCCGCAAGCUUCCCUGCUCCCAUGAGUAUCACGUGCACUGCAUUGAUCGCUGGCUAUCGGAAAACUCUACUUGCCCCAUCUGUCGCAGGGCUGUCCUGGUGUCUACCAAUCGCGAGAGUGUCGUGUAGUUCAUAACAGGCCUUAUUGCCCCCACAUUAAUGAUCUAAUAACCCAAGUCCAUUAACCAUUUAAAGUAGAAGGAUAUUUGUUGAAAUGUAUUCCUUUCAUACCAUUUGGAUUUGUUGUGAUGUUUGAUUUGGGCUGGUCCAUGCUGUGCCACUGGCGGAGAUCAGGGUUGCUGUGGUUUCAUGAUAUAUCAGUUAGUAUGAACAUUGUUGGUUAUCAUGUGUACAUUUUCUUUACAUCAGCGGAGAAUCUCCACUGCACAUGGCUAUCUCCUUCCCUGUUAAUCAGGUUUUUGUGAAUAUCAUGCUUUACCCAGCCAAAACAAAUGUUUCAUUGUAAACGAUCAUUGUACAACAAAUAUGAAUAGUUAUACCUUUUUGAGACGGCCAUUGUACAUUGAAAAUGUCACUGCAACCUCGUGUCCAUUUGUAGAGCUAUACUAUUACAACUUUCCAAAGUUACUCACACACACACACCAUGCAUGCUGUUUGAAUCAACCUUUAGUCACCAUACUGAUUUAUGCACUGGGCCAAGUUGUGUGUUAAAGCAAGCCCCUGUAUAUAAAGACAACUAUCUGGUUAUAAAAGCUGUGCACACUUGGGCCGCUCAAAUCUGCACCAUUCUUUUUUUUUUAUUGGCUCUGAAACCAAGCCUUAUAUGCCAUAAGGUAUGUAUUGGUACAGUUACAACAGGUCAAAGUAUUAGCUGUAAAUAAGCUUGUAUAAAUAAUUUUGAAUCAUGCUUUGUAUCAGUGGUAUUUUUUUUAUUGUACUGUAAAUAAUUUUCUGUAAUGAUUAGGAGCAUAUUGGCCAAUGUUAUUGUCUACAAGAGCAACCCUUAAUUUACAUACAAACAGCUGGUAUCAAUGUGUGAGUGAAUAAUUUAGUGAUUGUGACAGCCAAAUGAGGACAUUGUUGGUUUGCUACUUCAAGUGACACGUAUUCAGCCAUAUUUGUUCACUAUGGCAUGAGCUAGCUGCAUAAUUAAUUGUUUUAUAAAGUAGAUGGUUUUUCAGGCAAAAGGAAGUGCAAGUCACCUUUGGAUAAUGUAACCUUUGGCCAUUAAAAAAAAAGCAAAUUACACUGAUAUCACAAAUUAGGGAUGUCUUGGUAGUAGGUUGGUUUGAUAGUGUUGUAGGCAUGUUAGUCCCCUCUACCCCCAUUUACCUUUUUACUACUAUGAAAGAGAAACAUGCCCAAAUUCUAUCCUUUCGUCACAUGUAAAAGGUAAUUAAUUACAUUUAUAUGUAAAUAAAGUGCACAAUUAUUUUUUUCAAUUUAUCUAUUGCUGGUCUACUUGAUUCCUACGUUAACAUUUUCUGUAAUGGAGUUGAAAUGCUCAAAGAUAAUAUUGAGAUUAUUAGGUUUAAUGCCUCAAUUCAAGACACAAAAUGAUGACUCAUGUACAAAUCAUGACUCGCACCACGGCGCUCCUGUCUGUAUCAGGUUUAUUGUCAAGGUGUUUAGCCACCAACCACCCAUAACAGUGUGCAAUACAUGCAAACGUACACAAUAUAAUAAAUGCUGUUAUUAAAAUUAUUGUCUUAAUUCCUAAAUUAAGAUUUUGUUGCAUUUUUAAAAUGUUUUAAGUUCAUUUUUAGCUAAUUUAAAUGAUGUGACUUGAAUUUGAAUUUUUAUAGCACUGUUGAUUGACGAGAACAUGCAGGGAGAAGAGGACAUCAUUCUACUUCCAUCCUUUGGCAUGUUUGUUGUCCUCAUCCAUGCCACGGUUAUUACUCUUGGCUUUGCAGACCAACAAACAAAUGAAUGCAAGAUUUUGUCAUUGUUGAAUACUAUAAACUGUGUAUUAACUAUAUAAACUUGUGUACAAACGA